AUGGCAACACAAGACGAUAGACGGCGGCCCGCCGCCCUUGAUUUAACGCCUUCGCGGAAGUCGUCCACCGGUUCGUCCUCUAUGUCAUCACUCAAGCCGCCCAGAACACCGAGAUUCGCAGAAGCCACAUCAGUCAAUUCGCCGGUAGAGCCACGGAGUAUGCCAUUCGGAAGGAACGAGAGGUCACGGGUAGCCCAGGCCCAACCCGGCGACGUUGGAUUUGGGUAUAUCGCUGGAGGAUCAACAGGAGAGUCAGUCAACGUACCAAUGACGCCGAAGACGCCGUUGAAGAGCGCGAUGAAGAUCCCGGGCACGCCUGCGAGAACUUUCGAUAAUCCGUUAAGCCCGACUUUCAGGGAAGAAGAGAUUUUAGAGAAGCGGGAGAAGGACACCGAUAAGGAGCAGGAACGAGAUCUGGGUCUCAAGACGAAGGUGCGGAUGGCCAAGUUCGCGCUCCGAGGCGUCAGCUUCAGCUGCAGCAUGAUCAUCCUGGCUAUGCUCUCAUCCUCGUUUGCCAUCUUCCAUGCGACUAGAGCUCUCCCAGCGCAGAAUGGGUUGCCGCCGUGGGCGUCUAACACCAACGCCUGGCCGCAAAUACUCGUCCUGGCCGUUUCUUGCCUCAAUCUCCUCAUCUGCAUUCUCAUCUUCAUCGGGUACUGCCGUGGCGGCCACCGCCGCGCGGAGAAGGUCGGCGUCUACUAUACACUGUUCGCGGUGGGCUGGUUCAUCGUCUCCAUCAUCCUUUGGGCCGCCGCCGCCGGUGUCCUUCAGUUCACGAGGAACAACAGCGACAACAAGGACCUCUGGGGAUGGGCAUGCGUCCAGAACCAUCGCGCCGACCUAUUCUCGGAGAAAAUUGACUACGCGCUGGUCUGCAGACUACAGAACUGGGCACUGAUCUGUAUCAUUAUCGAGAUCGUGGUUGACGUCAUCACGAUCACGCUCUAUAGCGUCGUCUUCUACCGGUACUACACCAAACGACGCCUCGCGAAGUCGAUGGACCUCCGAGACCGCGCCCGGUCGGACCUGUACCUGGCGCAACUGCGGUCCCAGUCGGCACCCAACACCCCCGGAUUCGGUCCCAAGUCGCCGUCAUUCUCGCAAUACGCCAUGUCGCCGCGCUUCCCGCCGUCGGCUUACAAAUCGCUCUCGGACAUCUCAGAAGCAGAAGUGCCCCCGUUUACGCAGGGCGCGCAAAUUGCUGAGCCGCCGUCGGCCUUCGCAGCCCAGAGAGGCCCAGCGGAGAAGCCAUUCAAGCUGCAAGCCCCUCCGAGCAAGGCGCCGUCUGCGACACCGAAGCUCGCCCAGAGUCCAUUCAGGACGCCAACGACACCAGACGCCCCAGGUUUUGGCCCCGUAACCGGCUCCGACGCCAAUGUUAACGUCAACGAGCACGGCCCCGUCGCUCCCGGUGAGAUCCAGUAUGCCGCAGUGCCUAUUCCUGGGGCGUACGCGGACGCGGCUAUAAAGAGCCCGCCAGCCGGUCAGACGAGCUUCAGCAUCGGCCGGUAG
Durotheca rogersii is the source of this 1512-nucleotide messenger RNA. RefSeq lists its product as uncharacterized. The record is from RefSeq and is a predicted model, not a curated record. The coding region runs from base 1 to 1512 and encodes 503 amino acids. The transcript has 3 exons. NCBI's taxonomy places the organism in Eukaryota, Fungi, Ascomycota, Sordariomycetes, Xylariales, Xylariaceae.